AUGAGCAUACUCUCUCCCCUAGCAGCGGGUACGCCUCUGCUGUUCUCUCCCUCUCCUUCUCGAUCCUCCAUCUCACCCUUUCCUGCCACCAUCAGCUCCCCUCUCAUCUCUCCUCGGCCAACCAUGAGACCCCGCUUCGAGAGAUCUCGCACCUCGCAAACCCUCCGAGGAGUCUCCGACCCAUUCCAAGAAGGAUCUACGAUUUCGGUCAAUCAACCAGUGGGAAGUUUAUCGAUCAGUCCUUCCAGUCGAGAUGUGUGUCUGGCGAGUAGGAAGGGAUUGUAUAUCUUGGACUUGGCCAAUUUGAACAAUACACCGAGGUUCAUUCCUCAAGGUGGGACUUGGCAAAUAGCAGACUGUCAAUGGUCACCUCAUCCCUCAACCUCAAAUCUGAUCUUAUCGACCUCUUCACAAAAGCUACUGGUAUGGGAUCUCUCCGCUCCUAAAGCUUUACACAGCUCUAUCGAUGCUCAUUCCCGCGCCAUAACCGAUAUCAACUGGCAUGCUCGUGACCCGAAUCUCAUGGCCACUGUAUCGAUGGAUGCAGGUAUUCGAGGUUGGGAUUUACGUACCGGUGAUAUCCCCUUUAUGCGUUUAUGCGCUUGGGGUGCAGCUGGAACACAAGUCAAGUGGAAUCGUCAACACGAACACAUUUUAGCUACUGCUCAUGGUAAAGAAGUAGUUGUAUGGGAUACUAGAAAAGGUUCGGUUCCUGUCGUUUCUAUCAAAGCACAUGAUUCUAAAAUAUAUGGUAUCGAUUGGGAUCGACAAUACCGAAAUAAAAUAGUAACAUGUUCUCUUGAUAAGAAAAUCAAAUUUUGGACUGUUCCUGAACUCGGUGGAAGUGUUUCGACAGAUGAUUUUUAUCCUUCCAUCCCUGCUCCUUCCCAACCCACAGCAAUCAUAUCUACUCCUUAUCCCGUUUGGAGAGCUCGUAAUUUACCUUUCGGUCAUGGAGUUUUAGCUCUACCACAAAGAGGUGAAAAAUCUUUACAGAUGUUCGGAAUGGAUUCUCAAGUUCCCGUGGAAACUUUUGAAGGUCAUGAUGAUGUCGUUAAAGAAUUUGUUUGGAGAUCAAGGGGAGGUGAUGAUCUUAAGUUUGAAGAUCGAGAAUUUCAACUUGUCACUUGGUCUAAAGAUCGGACAUUGAGGAUAUGGCCUGUUGGAUCAGAUAUAACAGAACGAGUUGGAUAUAAAUAUGGGGAUCCCAUAGAAGUCUUAAUAUCGCGACGUGGUGCGGCCGAUAUCACUUAUACACAAAUUCCAGAUGAAAACCUUUCGAACAAUGUACCGAAACCAAUCCUUCAAAGUGGGAUAGCGAAGCUUAAACCGACCAAACCGGAAGCGGGGAUGACACGAGGUGGAGGGAAAGUUAGAGGAAUGGAUCAAUUGGAAUGGUUAACUAAAGUAGUGGAGAAUAAAGCUUCACCAGAAUCUAGUAUGUUACAAUCUAGAUUAGGAAGUUUGAGUAGACCUGUCAGUAGACCACAAAGCACGGAAGGAAAGUUUGAUUGGAUGAGUUUGAAAGAUGAAGUUAUCAUGGUUUCUAAAUUGUUUUCAAGACAGAAAAUCAAUUUCGAAAAGAUUGAUUUGAAUCAUCGGAAACUGACCAUAUCUGUGAAUGGACCAUGGGCGAAUGGAGAUCGUAUGGCAUUCAUGAGGAUUCAUUGGUCAUUCCCAUCAAAUUAUCCUUAUUCAGAACAGAUUCCCACUUUCGAAUUAGAGAGUAAUCCUACUAUAUCAACAUUUACCAGAACGAAGAUUGUGACUACUAUCAAAGAACUACGAGCGGAACAUCGACAAUGUCUCAUUUCUACCAUUGGAUUCCUCAUAGGGGCUCAUGCGCGGGGGAGAAGAGCGGUAACGGAGGAUAGUGAAAGUGAAAGUGAUGAAGAUAUAAAUAUUGGGAAUGAUGUUCCAAUGCUUAGACGAAUUUCAGGUGCUACUUUUGGACCUAACGGUCAAUUGGUAUGCUUUUUCCCUAAACAAACAGUUUUACCUCGAACUAGAGCAACUUCAAGAUCUCCAAGUGUACCUCCAAACGAUCGAGAACCUUUAGCACGUGCAAUGUCCGCUUUGGCUCAUUUAGAGAAUCCACGAUUAAGAUCUUCUCUUCGUGCAAAGGCUCGACUUCUCCGUAUUACGCCACCGGUACAAGUUCAAGCAGGAUCAACAAUGACCAUACAUGAUGUUUCAUUUCUUGGAAAUCCUGAUGCCAAUCUGGCAGCUGUAUACGGUAUGGAUCUACAGGAUAACUUGUUACAUGCUAUUCAACAUGUACGUUUGGAUCAUGCGGAAAUUUGGGCUACAUUGAAGGGAUUGUUAAAUGAACCUCCACCACCUUAUUCACAAUUACCACCUUUGGAAAGACCACAUGAUCCUUGGCGUGAAAGAGCAUUAUGGGAGCAAGCUAUCACUCAUCGACGAGCAAUGUUUGAGUUACUUCUUGUGGAAUUGAUCAAACAAAGAGACUUUCAAAUGAUCGCCUUGAUCUCAUGUAUCGCUCUAUCCCACAUGCGUUCCAAUCCCCCACCUCCACUCCCUAGACCAGAACCUUCACCAGUACAAGAUUACUUUACUCUCCCACCAUCUUCUUCUAAUCCUAUUCGUAAGCGUUCUGCAUUAUCAAGUUUCUCUCAAAUGGCAACUGCCAAUUCAUCUACUUUUUCCUUACGAGGAUCAUUAGGAAAUCCGACUCCACCUUUACCUCCUAAUUCAAUUCAAGGAAUAGGAAGCGGUACAGUAACACCCAAAGAUAAAACUUCUUUCGACGUAACUUUCCCUUCUGUUCAUACUCCUUUAGGAAUGAGUUACGAAGAACAUCCUCCUAUACCAGUACCCUAUCAUUCACCUCGACAUCGUCCUCCGAGUGGAACGGGUAGUGUCACAGGUGCAUCGGCAAGUCCAACACGUAUGACACCGUUGAAAACUACUUCUGUAUCCGCAUCUUACGAUUCGGGCGAAAUCGGAAGUUUAGAACAAAAAAGAAGUUUGACAGAUCGUUCUCUUCCAAGUUCGGCAGAGAGACCACAUAAAGUCUCUUUCUCCGAUUCGAGUUUUCGACAAGAACAACAGAUUUUACAACCGAAUCGAACGAAGAAGAGGAUUUGUCGUUUGAGAUCGGAUUUUCCGAGAGAUAUAACGGAAGGAUUGAUAGGUGAUCAAUGGAUGCCUUUGCUGGAAGCUAUCAAAUUGGCUUAUUGCGAUUUUCUCCUUCGUUGUGGGUUAUUUGGAAAGAGAACAAUGUUGAUGCAAUGGGUGUUUGUGAUUUCGAAAGCUGGAGAGGUGGCAAGUGGGGAUAUUCCUCUACAGAAAAGUGAAGAUUCCGGGUCCAAGCGGGGAGAUACGAUAGGUCAGUACUCAUACUCCUUGCGACCCUGUUAUGUUUGUUCAGGAAAAACAGACCAAGAUUGUUCGGUAUGUCAUAAAAACUCUACCAGACCGACAUGCGCAGUUUGCAGAUUACCCAUCAAAGGACUCUCAACAGGCUGUGGUAUUUGUACUCAUCGCACUCACGCAUCAUGCUUCAGACUUCACUUCUCGACUGACACCUCGUCAACUCCCACUUGUCCAGCUUGCACAUGUAAUUGUCUGUCCCGACGAGGAACGUCAAUUCCAUUCUUACCUCUCUACAUUCCUCCUCCGACCUCCCCAACAUUAAUCGCGACGCCAUAUGUCAAACCUCAACUCGUUCCCAUUUCACCUGAAAAAUCACUUCCUCGAGGUCUGGGGGUGAUCAACGAGUCCAGCGUGUUGGGUUUGACACCUACGGUCGAGGUGGAGACCGAAGAGGGAGGUGCAAUCGGUCCAGCUGAGGAUUUGGGGACGGGUGUCUCACCGGCUUCACCACCAGAUUUACUCUGGGCAGGUGGACAGAUGAGUACGAUGGGUCAGGUAGGUCAGACACAUCCUGCCAAUCCAACCCCAGUGAUGAUAGAUCCGGUGGGAACGGUAAAGAGGGAGACAGGUAGUUCAAGGGCGAACAAGACUGGUGAUGUUCGGGACAGUCCCAGUGUGCUUUAG
Molecule: messenger RNA, 4023 nt
Organism: Tremella mesenterica DSM 1558
Lineage: Eukaryota; Fungi; Basidiomycota; Tremellomycetes; Tremellales; Tremellaceae
Exons: 10
Coding region: 1-4023 (1340 amino acids)
Molecular function (GO): protein binding
Source: RefSeq, a predicted model, not a curated record